Myotis davidii is the source of this 2251-nucleotide messenger RNA. RefSeq names its product transmembrane protein 170B (gene TMEM170B). Gene Ontology annotation, biological process: negative regulation of canonical Wnt signaling pathway. Bases 69 to 467 code for a protein of 132 amino acids. The transcript has 3 exons. Gene Ontology annotation, cellular component: plasma membrane. The record is from RefSeq and is a predicted model, not a curated record. Lineage: Eukaryota; Metazoa; Chordata; Mammalia; Chiroptera; Vespertilionidae.
CCGGAGCCUCACACCCGCUGCCGCCCCCCGGCGUCCGAGGAGAAGGCGGCGGGCGCCCCCCAGGGAAGAUGAAGGCGGAGGGGGGUGACCACUCCAUGAUCAACCUGUCGGUGCAGCAGGUCCUGAGCCUCUGGGCCCACGGGACGGUGCUGAGGAACCUCACGGAGAUGUGGUAUUGGAUCUUUCUCUGGGCUCUCUUCUCCUCUCUGUUUGUCCAUGGUGCUGCGGGAGUGCUGAUGUUUGUCAUGCUGCAGAGGCACAGGCAGGGGAGAGUGAUCUCCGUCAUUGCAGUCAGCAUUGGAUUUCUGGCUUCUGUAACUGGAGCAAUGAUCACUAGUGCAGCAGUAGCAGGCAUUUACCGAGUAGCAGGGAAGAACAUGGCCCCUUUGGAAGCCCUGGUGUGGGGCGUUGGACAGACUGUACUGACAUUGAUCAUCUCCUUUUCAAGGAUCCUCGCCACACUUUGAGGUUUCUGUGGAAAUGUCUGACCUUACAUAAGGAAAAGAUGUACAGAUUCUCUGAAAAUGGCAUUGUUAGCAAGUGGGAAUUAAAUUAUACAGGAAUCCUGGAAGGAGCAGGUCGGAGCAUAAGGCCUUGAGCUGUGUGGAAAGAUUGCCCUCUGGUGUUCAAGUGAUUGCACUACCGCACUGCACCUUACGUGCCUCCAUCCCAGGCAAGGCGAAUUACACUCUGAGAAGCUACAAGAAAACGCACCUUGUUUAGCUGCCAAUCAGGUUAACAUUGGUGUUGAAUCAUCGUUUUUAACAGUGUUGUGUUUAAGUUACAGGGACAUUUUGAAGAAUUGAUAUAUGUGCCAAACUCUCUUCUUUUUUUAUAAAUUGGUCAUGUGACAGUUUGCAAGUGUAGAUGUAGAUGAGACAAGUGCUGUGAAAAUGUUUGACAUGAAUUCAGGUCACGUAGUGAGACUUUGUAACUAAAUCCUGUGUGAGUGCCGAAUACCGAAUUGUUUACUAGGAGAUAAAUUAUUUUAUUUUUAAUGUUGAACUUUUCUGGGAUUUAGGGCUUUAAUAUGGUUAGGCUUUAUUGUUAUUUAAUUUAUGUGGAAAAUAAUAUUAAUGGAAAACUAGCUAAACUCUUUUAAGGACUCAAAGUAGAUCUAUAGGGUGCAUCCUUUUCAUGAACAUAAAUAAUACUUUUAAUAGUUUCCUUCAUACAUAAAUGUUCUAUUGAUAUGAAUUAAAAAACUUUAUCGGUAACACACAUUGAUUGUAGUUUGUGUGUCAUAAAAGUAUUAUUUGAAAUUUUUCUUAAAAAUUUUGUUAGAAAACAAGUCUGAAAUGCAUGUUGCAUUCUUUGACCCUCUAAAGAAAGUUUUGCCCUGUGUCUCAUGGAGAAAACAUCUUCACAACUGUUCCUCAGUGGGGUUCUAUGACUUGUUGCCUCUGUCUUGAUUUUUGACAAAGUGUAAGCAGUCUUUAAUUCUGGAGUAUUAACUAUAUUUAAAGAGUGGCCUAAAUUAGGCUGUGAAAACAAAAAGCCUCAUUUGUAGAUAAGUAACAGUAAGUUAUCUAGGGAGAUUAAUAAACUAUCUUACUUUGGAUAUGUGGUAACAAAAUUUCACUAAAUAAGAAUUGAGGAAUUUAGUAAAUCUGGCAGUCCAUCUCAGUGUUUAAAACAGUACUGAAAUAUAUUUGAGUGAUUCAUUUUAGUUCAGUUCUUGAUUUAUGCUAAGUUUAUUAGAAUGUGAUGGCAUUUAUUAGAAAUGAAAAAGUCUUUAGUAUAAAAUAUUUUAAGAGAUUUUGGCAACAUAUACUUGUUUUUAAGACUACACGAAGUAAGGGAAACAGAACCUGCUUGAACUUAUCUCCUCCUGACAUUUUUUAAAACCAGGUACAAUUAUAAAUGUUCUUACUCAAAGGAGAGCUAUUGCAGAGAAUGCGAAGUGAAGGACAAUCCAGAAAAACAUUGACGUGCUUCAGCCUUGCUGCUUUAGAACCUGGUUGGGUAACAAGUAGGUUCCUAUUAGGUCCCAUUCAAAUUUAAGGCCUUUGCUACACAGGUCACUUUUCCUUCACCAAAAAAAUAGUGAGGAGUUGGUGGGAGAGGAGAAGCUACUUUUACCAGUAGGAAAGCCAAUUUGGGGAAUUUUCUAAUUCUGUGGCUUGGAAAUUUUUUAAAAAAUAACAAUUAGCAUCUAUGCACUUAGAGAUCUUUGAAGUAAAUCUUAAAAUUGAUUUUAAAUAUGUAUAACCCUGAAAUCAAUUUCAUGUGUUCUUUAUAUUUUUGAUGU